UCUUUGAAUCACAUCAACCGCCUCCAUCAACCAACUGACAAGACUACGGUGUCGAUCUUUCGUAUCUUUCAAGCUUCACCUCUGUCCUUCGCGUGAAGCCGAAGGGACCCGGGCACAAAAUAAUCAGGGGUCUGCACUCGUUGGCCUAGAUCAACCGACUGGUGGAGCUAUGACAUCGAAUGUCUGUCCCUCCGAUUAUGACAAUACGGCAGAGCAACAUGUAGAGCGAUCUCUCCCUGAGCCGAUCCAAGGCCUAACACAGCCAGGACCACGGGCAAUUCCAGAAACAAAGCCACCUCCCCGUUACUCAGGAAGAUUGACAGAACCGGAGUUUGCGGGGCUGGUUAUUACUCUACUCACCAUAUUCAUUUUGCUCUCAGUUACCCUCUGCUGUUGCUGCUCCCCUGGCCGGUCUUCCGAAGCUUGGGGGAGAGCAUCACCUGAAUACAUUCUCAGGUCUCGGCGAAGAGGACCAUCCGACAUACGAACGUAUCCAGUUCCUCCUCCCCCAGUCCAUGCUGUUGGUCCUCAUCCAGGAGAUUGGCUCAACGACGAAUAUGAAGAAAGUGCACCUCGCCCGCCGCCGCAUCAGAGAGUUCAGGAUUAGGGUUAGGGUAUGCGCCUUGCAACUACCCAUAGGACCGAAUGCAGGCUGAGAGGGACUUCGGAUACGGGACGCAUACCGAAUGGUGUAUACCACAGGUAUCUGCGGAAGUGAGCGUCAGCAAGGUACCGAGUUCAAUGUUGAACAGUCUGAGCUACACCGAUGAGAAUCUCGACAAGAAGUCACUUGGACGUCCAGGUCGGCAGUGCACCCGACCGGUGGGGUGCACAUGUA
Molecule: messenger RNA, 838 nt
Organism: Westerdykella ornata
Lineage: Eukaryota; Fungi; Ascomycota; Dothideomycetes; Pleosporales; Sporormiaceae
Exons: 2
Coding region: 170-607 (145 amino acids)
Source: RefSeq, a predicted model, not a curated record